This is a messenger RNA of Acinonyx jubatus (cheetah), 3808 nucleotides long. RefSeq names its product endothelial cell specific molecule 1 (gene ESM1). The coding region runs from base 444 to 992 and encodes 182 amino acids. The record is from RefSeq and is a predicted model, not a curated record. Lineage: Eukaryota; Metazoa; Chordata; Mammalia; Carnivora; Felidae. Gene Ontology annotation, cellular component: extracellular region. The transcript has 3 exons.
CUGAGACAAAGCCACAGCCCAAGUGAUAUGCCGGUGUCAGAACAAUUCCUGUCCCGAAGGAAGGUAUGCAACCUUCUUUAUUCCCCCUUCACAGACGUCCUUGAGCCCUCGAGACGGAUGUGAGCGAGUUUUUCAGUGCUCAUGCAAAACAACCAUCUAAACAUAACAGAUGACAUCAGCUUGGGCUUUUCAAUUCCUGGAUGGCAGCGGCGUGUUAAUCCAGCCUUCAUCCUGGAUUUCAUAAACUAAAACAAGAGAGCCUGGCAAGAGGACAGCGCUGCUGCUGGGUUGAGGAAAUUGAUGACGGGGAAGCAUGCGGGCAACCCAGUGUAUAAAGCUCAUAAACGUGUAGGCAGAGGCUCGGCUACCACUUUGGACAGCUGCUUCCCGCCAGCAGAGAACCACGCCGCCCGCAGGGAGCUGAGCCAGAGCCGGCGGGAAACAUGAAGAGCCUCUUGCUGCUAGCCACGCUCCUGGUACCCGCGCACCUGGCGACGACCUGGAGCCCCAAGUACGCGGUCGACUGCCCCGAGCGAUGCGACCGCGCCGAGUGCAAAAGCAGCCUGAGCUGCAAGCGGACAGUGCUGGACGACUGCGGCUGCUGCCGGGUGUGCGCCGCGGGCCUGGGCGAAACCUGCUACCGCACCGUCUCCGGCAUGGACGGCGCCAAGUGUGGCCCGGGGCUCAGGUGUCAGUUUUACAGUGAGGAAGAUGACUUUGGUGACGAGUUUGGUAUCUGCAAAGACUGUCCCUACGGCACCUUCGGGAUGGAAUGCAAGGAGACAUGCAACUGUCAGUCUGGCAUAUGUGACAGAGUGACUGGCAAAUGUCUGAAAUUUCCCUUCCUCCAAUAUUCAGUAGCCAAGACUUCCAACAGGAGACUUGUUUCUACAGAGCAUGACAUGGCAUCCGGAGACGGCAAUACUGUGACAGAAGAACUUGUAAAAAAGAAUACCCGCUCGCCUGUAAUGAAAUGGUUAAAUCCUCGCUGAGCCUGGGUGGGGUUUCUGAGAGAAGACUCUUAUCUUAAUGGUCAUUCAACACACAGCCAACAUUUUAGGAACUGUCUAGAUUAUAGCAUAUGGACAUGUGAUAUCGGGAGGCCAAGUGUGGGGGUCCAGAAAAAAAAAAUAAUAAAGUAGGCUACUAACAAUCCAUAAAAUGCAUAUGACUGAACACUUUUAGAUCUUUGUGAAAUAUAUGAAUACAUACAGAUUUGUUAAAUAUGUGUUUAUAGUAAUACUGAAGAACGGAAAACACAAUUUAGAUCAUAUUAACGUGGACGCAGAUCAGCCCCAGAGGAAGCUAAAGCUGAAGGCCACAGUGCCUGUGACUCGGAUGUGCACUGAUGCUGGGAUACAGGAUGGAGGGAGAGUUCGGAGCGAGAGAAGGUGGGGGCGGGUGGGGGAGUAUGGUAUUUAGGUCUUCCUUGUAGUAGCACCAAUAGAAUUUAAUUGUGCUUUUUUUUUUUUUUAACUUUGGGAAAAGUAAACACAAAACCAGCCCUGAAGGAAGGGGGAUAGUUGAAGCUUGUAGGAGAUUGGGUAGCAGCCCCCAUAGUGAGGCAGGUUUCAAAGGCUGCUACGUGUCAUUCCCAGAUGACCGCAUCUGAAGGGAGAUUCUGGGGCAGAGGGCAAACUCCUGUAAAUGGUUUUAAAGAAGGCCACCUCAGACCGAGAGAGCCAGGCAGUAUUUUUCCCACUUAGAGGAGGUGGGAAGGUAAAUAUUUACAUAAUUUUGUCAACGAUUUAUGUUAGUAUGAGUCAUCCUAACAGACAUACUCAUCACCCUCUACUGUUCGUUUAAAAUGGGUAGAAUAAAGGUAUAACACUCUAAGGUUUCCAAACCCCCAAGGCAUGGUAAAUUUAUUAUUAGUAAUUAUAGUAAUAUUUACAGUAAUAAGCACAAGAGAACCCUGGGAAUAACUUAGUCAUGACAAAUGUAUACAAUGUCAGAAAAUGAGCAACAGAAGGAAUUUAUUGAAAAGCCAGUGCAGUGACUUAGAAGUGUUUUAGGUUUAAAGUAGAAAAUACUUUUUAGGAGGUUUGGAAGAGAGUCAAGAAGCGUCAGCUUUAAAAUAGGGCUCAUUUUCUUAUUUUUCUUUCCUUCAAAGUCAGUUGGUAAGUGGAAUUAUGAGCACACGGGAGGAUCUCAGCGCACACGGGAGGAUCUCAGCACAAAUGGGACGGUUGUACUAGAUUUUGUUAGGAAACGUUUGCAGACCUAUUUUAUUUGGAGUGAAGAUUAUUUAAGGAUUAUUUCACUAUUUGCCUAUGUUUUAUUCUCAAAGUUUGCCACAGAGUUGUGAAUGCGUGUGUGGGAAGGUCUUGGAUCAUGAGCUGCAUAAGCUGUUGGAUUUGUUUUAAAAGGAAAAGUUUAUGGCUGCUCAAUAAAAAUACAAGACAGCUGCUCUGAGUCCAUUCAUGACUUUGUUAAAUCAUUAAAAGUUAUUUAAGAUUCACUUGAUGGAGUGCUGGAUGGGUCGGUCGGUUGAGCGACCCGCUCUUGAUAGCUCUUGAUUUCAGCUUUGGUCAUGAUCUCACGGUUCACGGGGUCAAGCCCCGGGUCGGGCUCUGCACUGACGGCACGGAACCUGCCUGGGAUUCUCUGUCGCCCUGUCUCUCUUUCCUCCCCCAUUCGCUUACAUGUGUGCUCUCUCUCAAAAUAAGCAUUUUUUUAAAAAAAGUUUCAUCCAAUGAACAAAAAGUCUGUGUGCCUAUUAAAAGUUGGCUUCUCAACUGAAUUUGCUGCUAUAGAUAAGCAUUUUCUGUCAAAACAUGAGGCUAGAAUAUUUAUUUCUUUGCCUCACAUUUUUGGUCUACCCAUGCCUUAUAGUUCCCUGAAACGUAGGUCCCUAAAUAUUAAUCCAUGUGUAGAGACAAAAACAAAACAAUGCUUCUGUCAGUGUUUUGAAGAUACUUAUACUUUAGAAGGUGUCUGCAAAGACAGAUCUUUUGGUGUCUGUGAAAGAAUAGAGUAGCAUUUGGCUUUGGAGCUUGAGAGUAUCAUGUCCAAGAACAGUAUAGUUUCACUUAGCUUUAUUAUGGGCAAAUUAGGAAAUCAUUUAAAUGAAUUGACACAAUGCCCAAAAAAAAAAAUUGUCUGUAUUAGCAAAAACAUCAAUCUGCCUGAUCUUUUUCUUUUUUUUAAGAUGAAAGAAAGUGAAUGAGAUAAAAAUUUCUAUCAAUGUGUUAUCAAUGUGAGAUAUUCAUAUUAUUAUUAAAUAAGAACAAUGUAUGUUUUUAUGUCUUUACAUAAGACAUAUGUUUGUAUGUCUUUACUCUUACCAGUGUGCAGUGGGUUUCAGGACAUGCUUUCAGGGAGUGAGAUUACUUAAAUAUCUGCAUCUGUAUCUGUAUCUGACUUGGCCUGAAGCCCAGGCUGCAGUCCAAAUGUCCCUCUGGGGAAGGGCUGACAGUGGAACAAGAGCUAGACCAGGGCAGGACUUGCCUCUGGUCCUUGUUCUGCAGCCUGGGAGAUCAUGGUCAAUAUAACUGAACAAAGGUGGGUUCAUCUGUUCUCAGUCGCAGGCAUGUUUUCUAGUUGCCCAGCUUCCUGUUACUGGGACCCCUCUGUGCAUUUCACUUCAAGUGCUGGUACUGGUCUGUCUCAAAUUGCUCUGUAGCCUUCUGACUCUAUUCUUGAUAGAAGUGGCCUCCAAAAUCUUUGGAUUUUGUACUUUUUGACUGCAAUACUUUUGAGCAUGCAAUUUUAAACUGAAUACAUAGCAUAGUGUUAAUACACUAUGUUCAUUAUAGCACAUAUACUCAAAGUAGAAAUUUUUAAGGGAUUAAAAAAUAAAUAGAAA